Molecule: messenger RNA, 2034 nt
Organism: Mangifera indica (mango)
Lineage: Eukaryota; Viridiplantae; Streptophyta; Magnoliopsida; Sapindales; Anacardiaceae
Product: probable serine/threonine-protein kinase DDB_G0282963
Exons: 4
Coding region: 153-1913 (586 amino acids)
Source: RefSeq, a predicted model, not a curated record
UCAAUCCUCCAGCGUUUCGACCCAAAACCCAAUAAAUUUAAAUAUUAUGGUUUGUUUACAGAACUCGGAAUGCGAACGUUUACAAGAGAAAGAAGUUAUCCAUUUUGAGACUCCUGAAUUAAUUAAUUUUCACACGGCAGUUUUUGUUUGGAAUGGAGGCUGCCGAUGUACAAGCUCAUCUCCAAGCCUUGAGAAAAUUAUAUUGUCUUCUCCAAAGUUCUGCAAGUACAACUAGUAAUGAAAUUUUGGAUGAGAGAGCCAAGCUUUUAUUGAAGAAUCUUCUGGAUGGUGCUGCAGACAAGGCUUUAGAGAGUAGUUCAAAGAUCAUAGCGGCAGCAGAAUCGGAUUUCUCUAAAGCCGAAAAAUCCAGCGUUACCCCAAGGAUCAAAAGCUUCAAAACUGACCCAAGAAACGAUGAGCCAUCACUCAGUAAGCCUACUCCAGAAACGCCGGUUUCAGAGUCAUCUGGACUCGACAAGGUUUCAAACAGAAACAAAGCAAGUACAAUGAAGCAGAAAUUCUCUGUCAAGAAACCAGACAAAGUUGCUGCACAUGGGAACAAACGAAACUAUCGAUACGUGAGAAAGCAUACUAAUGAAUCCGUGAAAGGCAAUCAAACGCCAAGUGAUAAAAUGAUCAAAGAAACUCAAAUGAAUCCAAAUGAUGGUAAACCUAUUUUGGAAUUGGAGAAGAAUUUAGGAAAUGCUUCAAUGGAGGUAUCGAAUGCAAUCAGACGGAAUCAGUGUGCCAUUUCGUCCGAUAAAUCAUUUCCUCAUGUUAAUGUUGAGAUUGUCAGUAAUGGUCAGUCCAAGAAGGAUAAUUGGAGCGAUCAUCAUAUUAAAGCUAAUUACCAGCAGGUGAAUCAGAGAAAUUUGAACAAUGUGAAUUCUACUUCUACUCAGCAGUUGGAAUGUCAGGGGAUUUUGAACAAUGUGAAUUCUACUUGUACAAAGCGGUUGAAUCAGAGGAGUCCAAACAAUGUGAAUUCUGCUUCUACUCAGCAGUUGAGUCAGAGGACUUUGAACAAUGUAAAUUCCAGUCGGCAACUGAGUCAGAUUGUUAGGAAGAAUGUUGGAAGAAAAGUGUUACUAAGUCCAUCAACUAGCCGAAAUGAUCAUCUGGCUGAAGAACCUUUGAAAUUGCAGAAGCGAAAAGAGGAUCAAAGAAGUUCAGUUAAGUCUAUUUCAUCUAUGAUGAGGCCAACUUUGUUGGGGGCAGACGGUGAUCAGAAUAUAAACCACAUGGAUGAGAGCUCAUCGCCUGAUGGUUCAGAAUCAGUGGAUACUGCUACUUCAUAUAGUGGUUCAAGCCAGAAAAGUUGGUCAAGUACUAGUAAUGACAGUGACAAUAAGGCCGGACAUUCAUUGCUGCACCACCGCUUUGCGAAUAUAGGGAACAAAAGUAGCUCCGAUUCAGAGGAAAGGAGCUCUACAUCUCCAAAGAGAAAGUACAGAUUAGAGCAUCAGGUGAAUCCAGGAGCUGCAAUGGGACGUCUGAGGAGGUUAAAAAACAAGUUGAGAUUCAUCUUCCAUCAUCACCAUCACCAUCACCACCACCAUCACCAUCACAAAUAUAAAGAUUGUGACAGUGAUGAAAGUGGGCAUUCUAAGGCUCAUCACAUUAAGCCCGAGGGGAAACCUUUACCCAAUAUUUUUCGCCACGAAAACAGAAAAGAGGUUCAUGGAAGAAAGCCUGGGGCGAUUGUUGUGUCAACCAAGGAUCAACCUAGUUAUUUUCAGACAUUAAUGCAAGGGUUAAGAAGACAUGUUAGGGAUUCCAAGAAAUCAAAGGGAGGCAGGGGAGGGAAUAGUGUAAACAAGUCACAUUGGUGGCACAAGUUUAAGCGCAAUGGGGGAGUAAAACUGGGGAAAAAGGGACGUAUAAAGUUUAGGCUUAAGAUCCCAAAAGAUUAAGAUAAUUUAUGUUUUUUUUUUUCUCAAACAUUUAUUUAUAUGUUUUCAAAAUUAAUUGGAAGACUGAAUAGAAGUUUGUUUUUAUUAUAAUCCAGAAUUUGAAGAAUGACUCCUUAGUAGA